UCCACCCCCCAAGAUUACUGUUAUAAACAUGAGCCACGUCCAAAAGGUCAUAGGGAAAGGUGUUGCUUCAUUUUAUAAGAAUAUUUUCAUACAAAUAAUUAUAAAAAAUAUAAUUAUAAAAAAUAAUUAUAAAAAAUUUACUGAACAUUUGUGAAAUGGCAACGACAUGUGUUGACUACUGAGCGGUGAUUGCAGUCAGGUACAAAGCACUGCACCAUGUUGCUGAUGCAAUCGUUAACCUCUUUCAAACACGCACACAAUAUAUAAAAUACACGAUGAUAAAUAUAAAAAUCAAUACACGAAACCUAUAUAAAACACUAUUUAUUUACACGAUUAAUACUGAAAGAACUGCUUUUACUGCAUAUUUACUAUAUAAAAUAAAAUUCACUGGAGGAAAAAGUUUGUGCGGCCGUCGUCAGAUUUGGAAGUCACUCAAAAGGCUCGUUCACGGCUGUGGGAUUCAGUCAAAUUCAGUGAGGCGCGGUGGUUUAUGGGAUGAGUAGUUCCUUCGCUCGAAAUUAAAAUAUGUACACAGUCUUGUACCUUUGACUUUUUUUGGAUUUUCUAUUACUUUUUUCACUCAAAAUAAUAUGUUACAUUAUCACUUGAGCUUACAUGUAAGCUUAUAUGAGUUCAGCCGUAGCUGGUUAUCCUCACACAUGCUCUAAAACUCUUUAGAUAAGGAUUUUUGAAAGUCAAUUGGGAGAAAUGAAUGGGAAAUUUACUUCCGGCACCAAAGCUCUCUCGGGCUGUGGGCGGGACUGUGAUGCUCUAUAGACGAGUUUCCUAUGUGAAAUAGGUGGGCCGCCAUUAUCCUUUCACUCUGCCAACGUCUUCCGGUUGUGUCUGCCGAUAAUUUCCGGUUAGCGAGUUAGCGUCUUUUACUGUCUUUGGUUAGCGUGCAGAAAAAGUAAAUUAUGGAUGGUGUUACACGCCGACACGGCUCCGGGACAUAUUGUGCUGUUCGCGGUUGCAACAACUCGUGGCGAUUGCUGAAUGUUUGGUCGGAAGGAGAAUGUUUCGACCAUCAACCAUCUACAAGGCGCCAAUGUCGAUGUGCUACCCUGUAUGCGUUGUAUGAGAAACCAAAAACAGAUGUUGAAUCUCGGAAGUGGCUAGCGGCUUUGAAGUUGAAGAAUCCGCCCAAAAGACUGUUUGUUUGUUCUUAUCACUUCAUUGAUAAAAAGCCCACAGAGGAAAACCCUUUCCCGGAACUUUGGUUGGGAUACGAGCGACCUCCCCAGCAAAAGAGACGUAAACUCGACAGAAACACAAGUGACACGCAAUCGGAUGCAGUGUGCAUCGAGCCGAAGUUUAAAGAUGCUGCAACACAAUGGGAGGACCUAACAAAAACUGACCACAGCUACGCGGCAAAGUUGGACCACGUGAACAAAUCGACGCAGACUGGGGGUCAGACUGUGGCUGAUGAUAUGCUCCUGGAUGAUGAUACCUCGCUGCUGUACACAGGACUGCGUCUGGUAGACCUCCUCCACCUCGUAUCAUCGGGGGCCAGCCAGCUUACACAGUCCACAGAAUACUAGAUGUCCGUCAAGUACGUUAGUCCCAGCAGUAUCUUGUGGACUGGGAAGGCUAUGGUCCCGAGGAGCGCUCCUGGAUUCCUGCCAAAGACAUCUUAGACCCCAAACUAGUGCAAUAAUUUUAUGCUCGCAAGCCAAGUUGUCCUGGAGGGAACGUCAGGGGCUGUUCCUAGAGGGAGGGGUCCUGUCAGAGCUUUUGUUUUGCAAUGUAUUAUUUUUGCCACUAGAGGUCCCCAAUGUGCCCUCACAUCAACAUUGUGCCUUUCAUAAUCAGUGUUAUUGUUUUCACAUGUUUCUCAUUCUGGGCUGUUUAUUUAAGCUGAUCACUUCCUUUGCAUCUUUGCUUGGUUAUUAUUGUUCCUAAGCAAGUUGCUGCCGUAAGUCUGCUCUAGUUCCAAGAUCUAUGUCUUUUGCAUUAUUGACACACUGUAUUCCUAAUGAAUGUUGUUCAGUUGCUUUGACGCAAUUUAUUUUGUUUAAAACGCUAUAUAAAUAAAGGUGACUUGACUAUUCUUUGAAAGUAUUUUUGAAUUGUUUUCCUGUGAUUAGUUUUGUUGUUUUUCUCUGAGUUUUUGUUUUGGAGACUAUUUUACUCUUUUUGACCCUUUCUGGUCUGAAGAUCUUUCUGUUUUGUAACCUAACUCUAAACAAAGGACAUUUUGUUCCCUUUUGCUGUUUUUGUUAAAUAAACUCUUCUGAGUUAAGUUAAGAAGGCGUCUGACUAUUCGGUUCAACUACCUUUCUGAAAAAAACCCAGACAACGACUAUGACUUGUUUAAUGACUUGUUUAAUCAAUAGACGAGUGAGCACAAGUGACACUGAGAAUUAUUAUUUCUCUUUUCUGUCACACUGUCUAGCUUUUCCCAAUAACCACAUAUGUGUUCUUAGCCCCUUGAGUUUGUGCAUAUGUGGCAGGAAGUGCAUGCACAUAAAAAUACCAAAGUUCAGUUCUCUAAAUGCACACAAAACCCACACCACGUCUAUCAAUUCUUUGGAACGUUAUUUGAGGCUAAGCUUGUCCAUUUAUUCAUCAUGUUCAAGAAAUCACUAAUGCAGGCAUGUGCCCGGAAUUUUCUUUUAUUAAAAGUAAAGUGUGCAUAACUUCAUUGGUACAGAGAUGAGUGUGUAUUUUGCAAACCAAUUGCAAUUGCUUUUUAUCAGUUAUAUAAGAAUAACCACAAUUAAAUUGUGUCAUACAAAGGGACAUUCAAGUCAGAGAUGGAAGAUACAAAAGAAUAGAAAAGAAGGCAAGGAAAAGCAUGUUCAAUUUGUGGAGUGAAUAAAGAAUGAGAGGAGCAAAAUGUAUAUGGAGAAUAUGGAGCUUUAAAAUAUGCACACAAUUAAAGUUAAUUUAAUGUGU
Molecule: messenger RNA, 2898 nt
Organism: Carassius auratus (goldfish)
Lineage: Eukaryota; Metazoa; Chordata; Actinopteri; Cypriniformes; Cyprinidae
Exons: 3
Coding region: 918-1541 (207 amino acids)
Source: RefSeq, a predicted model, not a curated record